This is a messenger RNA of Panicum hallii, 2070 nucleotides long. Its product is annotated as protein DETOXIFICATION 19-like. Lineage: Eukaryota; Viridiplantae; Streptophyta; Magnoliopsida; Poales; Poaceae. The transcript has 7 exons. Gene Ontology annotation, biological process: xenobiotic detoxification by transmembrane export across the plasma membrane. Gene Ontology annotation, cellular component: membrane. Gene Ontology annotation, molecular function: antiporter activity; xenobiotic transmembrane transporter activity. Bases 252 to 1709 code for a protein of 485 amino acids. The record is from RefSeq and is a predicted model, not a curated record.
UCCUCGUCCCUGGAGAUACCAUUACGCCUUGGAACGCGGUGACUAGAAAGCGGUAGCUCGCGCGACGCGAGACACUACUAGCUGCCUUUUAGCUUCGUGCUCGACACCAAACCAAUCAUACUAGCCUGCCGAGGACGAGAGCCCGUCGGCCGCGAGCGGGCGCCAUCAGAGCCCAACCACCCCGCGCACCGCAAGCUAGCUGCCCCCCCACACCCACACAGCUCGAUCCAUCCCCCUCGUCCGCCGGCGCCAUGUCUUCGGCGGCUCCGCUGCUCGACUCCCGCCCGGCCGACGACGGCCACCAGCAGGAGCGGCGGCGGCGGUGCCCGUCGUGGCUCGGCCGCGUGGUGGACACGGAGGAGGCGUGCGCCCAGCUGCGGUUCUCGGGGCCGAUGAUCCUCAUGAACAUGUUCUACUACGGCAUCCCGCUGGUGUCCGUGAUGUUCUCCGGCCACCUCGGCGAUGUCGAGCUCGCCGGCGCCACGCUCGGCAACUCCUGGGUCACCGUCACCGGCUACGCCUUCGUCAUCGGCCUGAGCGGCGGCCUGGAGACGCUGUGCGGGCAGGCCUAUGGCGCGAGGCUGUACCGCCGGCUGGGCCUGUACCUGCAGUCGUCGCUCAUCAUGUCGGCGGCGGCGUCCGCGCUCGUCUCCGUGCUGUGGGUGUUCACGGAGCCGGUGCUGCUGCUCCUGCGGCAGGAGCCCCGGGUGUCCCGCGCCGCGGCGGGGUUCGUCCGCGCCCAGAUCCCGGGCCUCUUUGCGUUCGCCUCCCUGCAGUGCCUGCUCCGGUACCUGCAGAUGCAGUCCGUCGUCCUGCCGCUCGUCGCCUUCUCCGCCGCCUCGUUCGCGCUCCACGUCGCCUUGGCGUACCUGCUCGUGGGCGUGCUCGGCCUCGGCAUCGCCGGCGCGUCCGCCGCCGUCUCCGUCACCUUCUGGGCCGCCUGCCUCAUGCUGCUCGCCUACGUGCUGCGGUCGGAGGUCUUCAACGAGACGUGGAAGGGGUUCUCCGUCGAGGCGUUCCGAUACGUGCUGCCCACCGUGAAGCUCGCCGCGCCGUCAGCCGUCAUGGUCUGCUUUGAGUACUGGGCGUUUGAGCUCCUGGUCCUGGUCGCCGGAUUGCUCCCCAAUUCCACAGUCAGCACAUCGCUGAUCGCCAUCUGCACUAGCACGGAGACCAUCGCCUACAUGAUCACGUACGGGUUCAGUGCCGCUGUCAGCACCCGGGUGUCGAACGAGAUAGGGGCGGGGAACGUGGACAAGGCCAAGAACGCGGUGUCGGUGACGAUGAAGCUGUCGGUGCUCCUCGCCAUCUCCUUCGUCCUGUUCCUGGCGUUCUGCCACAACCUGUGGGCGAGCCUCUACAGCGGGAGCGCGGUGAUCAUGUCGGAGUUCGCCGCCAUCGCGCCGCUCCUGAUAGUAUCCAUCGUGCUCGACUCGGCGCAGGGCGUCCUGUCAGGAGUGUCGAGGGGCUGCGGGUGGCAGCAUCUCGCGGCGCUCACCAACCUGGUGGCUUUCUACUUGAUCGGCAUGCCGCUGGCGAUCUUCUUCGCUUUUAAGCUCAAGCUCUACACCAAGGGUCUGUGGGCUGGCCUGAUCUGCGGGCUGGUGUGCCAAGCCUGCUCCCUGCUGGUGAUCACCGUCCGCACCAAGUGGUCCAAGAUCGCGGAGGCGAUGCAGCAGGAGAAGGCCAACUACGGCGGGCUCGCAUAGAAAGUUGCUGCUGGACACGAGAGACUAGCGCCACUGCCAUUUUAGAGGAUCAUCUGCGGAGAGAAUGGGCAUGCCCCGUGUCUUUUUUUCCCUUUUUGGAACCGGCAUGGCCAGUGUAGACGGUAAACGGCGCGCGAGCUUAAUUUUGCUCGGUCCAGCUCGGCCUUGUGUUGCGCCGUUGGCCGUCCAUUUUGUUUCCACUAGCGUUGCUAACAGCACUCAUAAUGUUGGGGCAAAUGUAUCCUAUUGGACCUCACCAAUGUGAUGCACACCCGGCCAAUUUGCGGAAGGAGUAGCAUGGCUGGUUGGUUAUCCAUUCGUUGAUGGCACAGAGAGUAAUGUGCAGUGUCUUUUUGCAUCG